Messenger RNA from Eucalyptus grandis, 2763 nucleotides. RefSeq lists its product as uncharacterized. NCBI's taxonomy places the organism in Eukaryota, Viridiplantae, Streptophyta, Magnoliopsida, Myrtales, Myrtaceae. The record is from RefSeq and is a predicted model, not a curated record. The transcript is spliced from 3 exons. The coding region runs from base 161 to 2701 and encodes 846 amino acids.
AAGAACCAGAUCGAAUCCACUUUGAUCUCCAUUCUCACUCGCCAUUCCACUCUCCCUCUCCCUCUCCCGAUCUAGUUCUCGAGCACUCGAAGCGCGACCAUUCGAAUCGCCACUGACUCGAGCAACCCCGCAGCGGCAGCGGUCGAAAACCCCCCCGGCCAUGGCCACGCCCUCGAGCAAAUCUUGCCAGAACCCGACCCCCCCGGCCAGGCACAACCACCACCCCGUUUCGAGAUCAUCGGAGGUCGGGAACCCGAUGAGGAGGAGUUUCAGCGGCAGCCCGUUUUCGAAACCCUCGGUCGUCCCCAACUCGAGGGGAUUCAACCCGGUCACUCCUGCCAAUAGCCCCUCAGAGUACCCGCAAAGACUCUCGGCGGGUAGAGAUAGCUUGACAUCGUUCAGAGAGCAUGAGGAUAAAGAAAAUGGGAAAGAUCUGAGCGCGAAGCAAGCGCGGACCAAAUCGGUGGCUCCCUUCAAGAGUCCAAAGAGUCCAAAGAAUUUCAUGUCUCCGACGAUUUCCGCGGCUUCUAAAGUCAAUGCCUCACCGAAGAAGAGGGUACUGACGGACCGGAAUGAGCCCGUUAGAACUUCUGUCGCGCUUUCCGACUUGAGAAGUUCGUGUGGCUCGUUGAGUCUCUCUGAAGCGCUAGAAGAACCCAACUCGAAACUAGAAGUGGAAACGGAGAAUGUGGCGGUUGCAGAUUCUUGCGACUCGACUGUCACUGAUUUGGACCGCGCGGAUGCUAAUCAUGUAGUUUCUUCGUCGAAAGGUUCCAGAAAGAAAGUAGCUUUCGACUCUAACGUACAGACAAUCCCUCUGGAUGAAUCGGAGACGUCUGACGUUGUUGAUGUGAAUGAGGAUCUUAAGACCAGUCCUGCCCCCGGAUUACCCUGCAAUCUUUUGGCACCACUUGAUGCCGAUCCGCUGAUGCCGCCUUAUGAUCCCAAAUUCAAUUAUCUCUCACCGAGGCCUCAAUUUCUUCAUUACAGACCGAGCCCUAGGAGAAUGCAUUAUCUUAGCAAUGAGAAAGAUGGCAAUCCUCUUGACGACACUCUUUGCAUCGGAGACUUUUCGGACACUGAUCUUACUGAAGAAACACUAUCCGAUGAUUCUCCAAAGGAACCGGAUGUUGUUUCUUCAAGUGAGACAGCGAAAGCAGCAGACAGUGAUGAAACUGAGGAUGCUUCUAAUGGCGAGAUGGCAAAAGAAGCAGAUGGUGAUGGAGAGGUGCUUUUGGAUGAAGAGUUUGAAACCAUCCCAAAUGCAGCUAGUCUUGAGAUGGCGAAAGAGGCUGUUGAAGUGAAGAAAGUGUCCAAGUGUCGAUUCUCCACGAUAACGAAGUGCAUUUCUUUGGUUUUUAUCCUUUUGGUCGUUGCGGGCAUGGCGAUGACAGGAGCUAAUUCUCCACUGAGAAAUUGUUCUUACAUCAAAGGUUCGAUGUUCGGUGAGCUUUUAGAGACUUCUAAAUUAGCUGAAAGUGUCAGAGUUGAUUUCGAUGAGCUUGCUCAGAACUUCUGGCAUUUGUACGGUGAGUCAGUAUCUUACAUUUCUGAGCUGAUAGAACACUUGAAGGGUGACAAGCGAGUCAGUGGCUUCAGCUAUUAUAACUUGACUAACUUGCAAGAGGAUUUGUGGAUUGAAAAGAACAUUGUUGGUGCAACACCAAUAGUUGAGCAGCAUGAUGGUGAAGUUGCUGCAUCUGAAGAAGUGGACGAAACAAAUAUUCUAGAAGUUGAAGAGGCGGAUGGUUUUCAGGUUGAUGACGGUCUGAUGAUUGAAGAGGAAGUAGCUGAAGUUGUCAAGCAGCACGAUGCUGAGGUUUUUGCAGGGCAAGAAGAAGUAGCUGAAGUUGGGGAAGAAACAAAUAACCUUGAGCUCGAAGAUUUCGAGUUGCAGUUUAAUGUAACUGAACCGGAAUUUCCAGAGGAAGAGCAAUUCCAGGAGACUGUGGUUGCCGCUACAUCUGUGACUGGCAACGAGGAGCAACAGAAGCCUGACUCCGUUCAAGUUGUGGCAUUCGAACCAGCAGAGUUUCAAGGAGAGAAACUAGUUUCUAAUUGUGAUGAAAGUGACUCCAACCAAAAAACAGUCAUUGGCUCAGAAAACAUCAAAGCAGUCAAUGUGGCAGUGAACUCACAAAGUUCAGAGGCAGAGGAUUCUACCAUUGUAGAAUCUGAAAGCAAUGUAUCUCUCUAUGUUAUGGCCGGACUCAUUCUGGUUGGUCUUAGUCUACCAGCAGCUGCAGCUUUCUUUUAUGUGAAAAGAGGAAGCAGUUCCGUGAGUGCUCCAACUCCAAUGGAACAGCCAUGGGCGACCAAGAAUUUUAACAUCAGUCCUGUGUCAGCAAGUGUGGAGCACACGAUGUGGCAGAGGCGGUCUUCUCUGAAUUGUCCCACUGAGGUUGACAUAUCUGGAGAAUCAUGCCCUUCAGAAAUGAGCAGCUUCCAGAAGAAGUCAUCUCUUGGCUCGGGUUUAAAGGGUGCCAAUGAGGCACAAAGCCAGGAGAGGAGACUCAAGAAGAAUUAUAGGAGGGAAUCACUGGCUUCUUCUUCUUCAGAACUCUCGAUGGAUUCCCACUCUUACGGAAGCUUCACCACAUAUGAGAAGGUCGCCUGCAAGCACCGAAAUGGAGAUGAGGAGGUGCUUAUCACUCCAAUAAGGCGUUCGAGCAGAUUGCUGAAGCAAGUCACUUCUCCAUGACUAGAGGAGAAAGCAAUUUCUCCCCUGACUCUCGGUUGCUCCUGAUUCCUACCAUUUUAGGA